Messenger RNA from Lytechinus variegatus (green sea urchin), 2127 nucleotides. RefSeq names its product testis-expressed protein 264-like. Bases 241 to 858 code for a protein of 205 amino acids. The record is from RefSeq and is a predicted model, not a curated record. Lineage: Eukaryota; Metazoa; Echinodermata; Echinoidea; Temnopleuroida; Toxopneustidae. Gene Ontology annotation, biological process: reticulophagy; protein-DNA covalent cross-linking repair. Gene Ontology annotation, cellular component: replication fork; endoplasmic reticulum membrane; autophagosome membrane. The transcript is spliced from 3 exons.
CUCUCGGUUUCAGUAUACAUAUUUUUCUUUCUCAGCGCGAUCAAAGGUUGGUCUGUCUAUUUACUUACUCAACUGUUCACCUGGCCUUUAUGAUGCUAAACAGAGGCAAACAAUUUUCAAACAUUAAUAUAGUUGUGCUUAAGCUUGGUCGACAUGCAUGAAGUAUUAUUAUGACUACUUGAAAAGAACGGAGCUUUGCAGAGUUUAGAAGCUACAGCAGGUGGCGAAGAGCUAAUAAGAAUGGAUAAGAUUUCAGAUUUCUUGUGUACUAAUUGUGUUGGUAUUGUGGCUUCUUCGAUCUUCGUGUUCAUCUUGGGAGGUAUCUUGGCAUACAGCGGGUUGUUCCACCGCGUGGUCGUCAGGAAAUUGAUUAACCCGGUUGGGAAACUUCGUGUAGCUUAUCUCUACAACACUGGACCAUAUCGAAAUUGUGGACCACUUUUCGACCGCGUGUCUCGUUUGGCGCCUCAUGCACGAUGUAUGGGUAUUUACUAUGAUGAUCCAAAGGUGACCCCCGAGAGUGAGCUGCGUUACAUGGUCGGAACGAUUUUGAGCGAGGACGGCGAGAGGGUAGAUGAUACGAUAGAGAAACGAUGUGAGGACGAUGGUUUCAGAGUGAUUGAGUUUCCUGCUAUCUCUGAAGCUAUUGGAACUAACUUCCCUUUCCCAUGGAUGUUAUCCAUCUUCAUUGGUAUCUGGAAGGUAUACCCAGCUCUCAAUAAGACGAUUAAGGAAGAAGAAUUGCAUCCGGGACCUUGUUUUGAGAUAUACAGCGAUGGAAUGACCAAUUUUUACAUCCCUCUUAACAACCGUGAUGCGUAUUACGUUCCUGAGGCACUGAAGACCAAAUCAACUUAAAUUUUGUUCACCAAGCAGAACUUAUCUUAAACACGUUUGCGAUAACCCUUAAACUCUGCAUGGAGAGGAAGGAUUCAUCGAGUGGGACAGAUUCAAGAUUUCAUCAGGGGCACUGAAAGGGACUUCAUUUUAACGCAACAAACAUUCACAAGAGAAAAAAAGGAAGGACCCUGCACCUAAAACAUCCCUAAUAUUCCUUUCCUUUUUAGUUCCAUUAUGUAGAUGAAAAUUUGAAGAAAAAAAAACAUGUCAACUGUCGCCGUUCUUGUAACAAGUCGUGAUCUAUUUUGUAUGAUGAACAAAAACGUAUUUACCUAAUUUCCCUCUCAUUCCAAUUUUCCUGUAACAGGGGAAUGAUAAAGUAAAACUUGUCAAAAAUGGGCACACACCUCCUGUAUUAUGCACCUUCAUAUAGGGGCCGCGGAACCGGGGGCAAGGGCUUCAGCACGUAUAUAAAAACUUAAAAAUGACCAUCUGAUUGUGAUUUUUUUUAUCGUUGUCAGCUCCCACUUACGUCUCAGCCACCCCCACCAAGCACUCACUUUCAAAAUCUCUGCUUCCCCUCAUCGAAGGUUCCGUGCCUGAUCUUGAGUAGUAGAUGAUGUGGUGAUUACAACUUUAGUUCUAUGGCUUCAGGAAAUAUUCGUACAGUUUUCAACAUCUAAGAGAAUGAGUCGAUCUACACACCAUUUGUGUUUUCAGUCGGGAUUUUAAUAGAUUCUAAAAAAAGUGAUAAAAAUAAUUGGGAAAAGUAUAAUGUAAUUUUAAGUCCGUUAUCGUGUUUAUUAUUGAUAUAAUUGUGCUGGAAUUAACACACUUAGUAUAAAAACAAAAGCUGUAUUAACAAAUUACUUUAAAGAAUAUUCUUAAGUAAAGGGGGUAAUACUAUAGUAACACUGCACACCGUCCAAGUAUCUUAUUUUAAUGGAAUACCGCUAUUUUUAGUACAGUGCAUAUAAUACAAUGUAUGUUCAUAAUGUAGGCCAUGAAAGUAUUUUCAUUUUAAAACAAAUUGUUUUGAUAAGUAUACAAUUACAUUGUUAUAAGUUAUAAAUUCAGUCAAUUAACUGACUCAUUUUUAGUAGGAUACAUCAUUAUUUUGGAGAUUGCUUGUGAAAACAGUAUUUCUAAACAUACUCAUCACAAUUCUAGCCAUUUUUUGUUUUGCAUGAAUGAUAUGUUACACUGAUUUUCAAGUAUAUACCAAUUAGAUAAAAGCAUACUAUUCUUUCAUUUUUUUAAAUAAAGUAACUUUUUUGAAGUCGUGUA